Colias croceus (clouded yellow) is the source of this 1991-nucleotide messenger RNA. RefSeq names its product zinc finger protein 2-like. The record is from RefSeq and is a predicted model, not a curated record. Lineage: Eukaryota; Metazoa; Arthropoda; Insecta; Lepidoptera; Pieridae. The transcript is spliced from 9 exons. Gene Ontology annotation, biological process: regulation of transcription by RNA polymerase II. Gene Ontology annotation, molecular function: DNA-binding transcription factor activity; RNA polymerase II cis-regulatory region sequence-specific DNA binding. The coding region runs from base 97 to 1977 and encodes 626 amino acids.
ACAAAUGGUCAUUUUUUUACAUUUAAUAAUAAAUAAUACUCCUAAAAUUAUAAACAAUGAACUUAAUUAAUAUAUAACAAUAUAGAACAUAGAAGUAUGUCUUCGUACUUGUGUUUCAUAUGCCAUAGUACAGUUAAUGAUGAAACCAAUGAAGAAACGCGAGAAAAAUAUAAAGAGGUCGUCGGUAUUAAUCUGUGUCCUGACUCCCACCUCUGCUACAUUUGCUGUCAUGUGCUGAAUAAGCUGUUCAUGUUCAGAUCUAUAUGUUUGAAACGCAGUUUGGAGUAUCCUGUGUUGUUCAGUGAAAAAGGCACGAUAAAUCUGCACAGAAGCGACAUAGAAAUAAACAUACUAUGUCCCGAAGAUUGCGAUCAAUACCAAGAAAAACAAUACCAGUAUGAAUACAACAAUGAUUUUAAUGAAAAUAACUUCAAUGACAAUCAUUAUAUUAACAUUAAUAACGAAUAUGAAUAUAAUGAUAAACAAUAUGAAGUUAACAAAACAGAAAACAUUCCAGAUCAUUACAAUUUCAAUCAUGAUAAUGAUACGCUAAAUAAUGAUGAAAAACUGCAUACAAAUGUUAAUAUUAUAAACAAAUAUACAUACGAACAGUUUGAACAUGUGAACAACAUUAAUGAUAGUAAAAAUGACGAAAUUCACGACAUGGAUGGUACUAAAUGUGAAAAUAAUGAAAUGAUAAACGUUAAUGAAAUUAACAAUGAUACAGUAAGAGCUGAAGUAAAUAAUGAUGUACCAGAACUUUAUGAAGACGAAAGCGAAGAUAGAUUAAUUAUAAACACGGAUGAUGAUAAAUCAGUUAAUGAUAAUGAUACAAUUGAUCUCAAUUAUCAAAAUGAUGAUAAACAAGAUGAUCAAAGUCCCAUAAUAAAUGAAGUUAAUGCAACAAACACAGAAGAAAAUCUUAAUGAAAUUAAUAUAGAAGAUGGUAUUCCUAAACUUGAUAUAGAAAUAACAGUCAAAAAGAAAAAAACAAAGAAGAAAGGUUUUAAAAAGGUAGUUCGCACUCUAGAAGAGCAGAAAGCGGAGUUGGAGAGGAAUAGAAAGAGUAGGAAAUAUAUAGAGGCCGAGUUUAAGUGUUAUAAUUGUGCUCUAGGGUUUUUGUUUAAGGAUACCUAUCAAGCUCAUAUGAUGCGGCAUGAAGAGUCGAACGGUGAAUAUCGAUGCGAUACCUGUACGCUACGAUUUUCAACGCACGCACUUCUGCGCACACAUAUUGCGUCGCACACGGAUGUUUACAGGUGCCAAAUAUGCGGGGACACUAUGGGCCCGAGGGCCAAACGGACCCACGGCUGUGGUCAAACUAGACCCGUCGAGAGUGUAGCCUGUCCGCAGUGUGGAAAUCUGUUUAGAGACGCAAACGGCCUACAACAGCACAUACGCAGAGUUCACACGAAAACAUCGAACCGUCUACAUUCCUGUACCGUUUGUAAUGAGAAUUUUACGAAUCAAUCAGUUCUGAGGACUCAUAUGAUAAAGCACAUAAAACGAAAGUUCCAAUGCGACCAGUGCCCCAGAAUAUACAGCAGUCCAUAUACAUUGAAACAGCAUAAAAAAACACACGAAAUAAACACGGAACGGUAUUACUGUUCCCAUUGUGAUGUGGUUUUUAAUUCAAGGAAGAGCCUGCUAGCGCAUAAAAGGAAUACCGUCGCCCAUCAGAAUACAGUUUUGGAAUGUCCGCUGUGCGCGCGCGUGUGUGCGUCCCGUCCCGCGUUACUCGCACACGCACGCACACACGCGCGCGCACACGUGUGCGCUCAGUGCGGCCGCGCCUACAGCGCGAGACGGACGUUAGUUAGGCACAUGAAGACGCAUACAGGGGAAGUAGUUGUUCGUACGGCUGUUUGUCACCUGUGCGGAAACAGUUUUAAGGGUACAAAUAAACUGAACAGGCAUCUCAGGGAGAACUGCGAAAAAGCUAAACUUGAAGAACAACUCGCUUCUUUAUAUGAAUAAAUAAUUCUGUGAUA